Molecule: messenger RNA, 978 nt
Organism: Solenopsis invicta (red fire ant)
Lineage: Eukaryota; Metazoa; Arthropoda; Insecta; Hymenoptera; Formicidae
Gene: l(1)10Bb
Product: protein BUD31 homolog
Exons: 4
Coding region: 195-629 (144 amino acids)
Biological process (GO): mRNA splicing, via spliceosome
Cellular component (GO): nucleus; spliceosomal complex
Source: RefSeq, a predicted model, not a curated record
AGAUAAAGCCGUGCAGACUGCACGCAGCAAAAGCGUCAAGCAGCAGCCAAUCAACGAACUCUGCUGCUUGACGCUUGCUACGUGCAGCCUACAGUAAGGCCUGUUCUUUUUAGCUGAACUGGUUGUACUAAUUUAGAGUUUAUCUUUCUUCUUUCAACGUGAAGGGAAUAAUAUUUAUUCAACAAAAAUAAGACAUGCCGAAAGUACGACGAAGCAAGAAGCCGCCACCAGAUGGUUGGGAGCUGAUCGAACCGACACUUGAAGAAUUGGAGCAAAAGAUGCGCGAAGCCGAGACGGAGCCUCACGAAGGCAAGAGAAAGCAGGAAUCGUUAUGGCCGAUAUUUAAAAUUCAUCAUCAAAAAUCUCGAUAUAUUUACGACUUGUUUUACAGGAGAAAGGCUAUCAGUCGCGAAUUAUACGACUACUGCUUGAAUGAAAAUAUUGCUGACAAAAACUUGAUUGCCAAGUGGAAGAAGGUUGGUUAUGAAAACUUGUGUUGCCUGCGCUGCAUUCAGACAAGGGACACAAACUUUGGCACAAACUGUAUCUGCAGAGUGCCAAAGGGUAAGCUUGAGGAAGGCCGGAUAGUAGAGUGCAUACAUUGCGGUUGCAGAGGCUGCUCUGGUUGAGUGUGACGCCUUCCCAUACUCAAUAUUCACUCGUAACACGUGAGUAUUUUUCCGGAAGGCAGAGAUCAUAAUGACCGUACCAAAACGCAUUCUCGGCAGACGCAUCAGUUUCUCGUCACCGUCCAUGAAGAUUUUGCCUUGAUGUGUGAUCAUCAGUGAUGCUGCUCUCUUCAGAGUGUCGUGACUACCUUGCGGAUCAUAAACUAAUGCAAUACCUUCGUUGUCAUUUCCUUCUUGUGGAACUUCUAAAAACUGUGUAUGAUAGGUAAAUUAAAACGUAGGCAAAAAAAAUGUAAAUAAAAUCAUUGUGUACAAUUACCUUGAAUUCAAUUAUAUGAUUUGCAUCAAA